GCAGCAAUCAAGCGAUCUCUGAAAGAUAAGGAGAGAGAAACAGAGACCCCAAGUGAUGAGAGCGAUGGAUUAUUGCCAUUAGGGCAUGUGUUGUGUGCUGUGCUUGCUUCUUUCUCUCUUAUUUAACCCCACCUCUUCUCAUUUUUCCCAUUCCUCAACCCUUCUUUCCUUUUGGCUCUCUCUCUUACUUUCUCUCUUUCCAUUUCCUCGGGAUCUGAUGAUCUCUCUCAUAUGUGCCUGGACAACAAGAAGACAAGUUCUCUUUUGUUCGAGACUUUUCAUCAUUACAGAAGAGUGACGAUAGCAAAAGCCAGCAAAAAGAAGAUUAAAAAGGUCGUGGUAUUAUAUUCCUGAGCUGAUAGUGAAGACACAUACGGGGUUUGGUUCGAUCCGGUCAUCAGAUCUGUUCAGUGUCUUGCAAAGUUGCUUGGGAAAAAUAUGAAUUCCUUUUCACAUGUUCCUCCAGGCUUCAGAUUUCAUCCCACAGAUGAAGAGCUUGUAGAUUACUAUCUAAGGAAAAAAGUCGCCUCAAAGAGAAUUGACUUGGAUGUUAUCAAAGAUGUUGAUCUCUACAAAAUUGAGCCCUGGGAUCUUCAAGAAUUGUGCAAAAUAGGGACUGAAGAGCAGAAUGAAUGGUACUUUUUUAGCCACAAAGACAAGAAGUAUCCGACUGGCACUCGCACUAAUCGGGCCACAAAAGCUGGAUUUUGGAAGGCGACAGGAAGAGAUAAAGCAAUUUACUUGAAGCAUAGCCUCAUUGGCAUGAGAAAAACCUUGGUUUUCUAUAAAGGGCGCGCCCCGAACGGACAAAAGUCUGACUGGAUCAUGCAUGAGUACCGGCUCGAGACUAACGAAAAUGGGACUCCUCAGGAGGAAGGAUGGGUUGUGUGUAGGGUUUUCAAGAAACGGAUGACCUCGAUGAGGAAGAUCGGCGAGUAUGAGUCACCAUGCUGGUAUGAUGACCAAGUCUCAUUCAUGUCGGAGCUCGAUUCCCCAAGGAGGAUUUCUCAGCCCUACCCGUCAUCCUACCACCACCAAUAUCCUUGCAAACAUGAGAUUGAGUUGCAAUACAACAUGCCGCCACAUGAUGCUUUCCUUCAACUGCCUCAGUUGGAAAGCCCUAAGGUCACUCAAUCAGCUCCAAAUAUCACUUGCAACUCGAUGAUGCCGUAUGCGUACGAUCGUAACAGUUGCAGCAAUUUCCAGUCGUCGAAUCUCACACAAGAGGAGCACAUUCAGCAGAUUCACCACCUAAACAUGAACUCGCUUUUUGGAAACAUCCCGAGCGAGCAAGUGGCCGACCAAGUGACUGAUUGGCGUGUUCUCGACAAGUUUGUUGCAUCUCAGCUCAGCCACGAUAAUGCCCUGAAGGAAAACCACUACUCCAAUUCAUCGACCAUCUAUCAUGUUGGCGAGCAAGUGAGUAUCGAUUCUAAGAGGCCUGAGGUCCCGCAGGAAUUCGCUUCGACAUCGACCUCCAGUUGCCAAAUCGAGCUGUGGAAGUGAAACAUUACUCUACAGAAGCUAGACAUACGAUACAUAUACUGAUCUUAGAAGGGGGCUACAUGCUGAAGGACAUCACAUAAUUUCUGUUCAUUGUACAUAAUAAAACUAAAAUGGUGUUGCCUGAAGCCUUUUAAUUAUAUAUGGCUAUAUGGGAAUGGGAAGGCUUUGUGUGCUGGACGACUAGCUAAAAAUCGAGGACACUGUGCUAAUUGGAAAUAAAUUAGCAUAUGUACGUAGAUGCAAGGUAUGACCGAGUUGUAUUGGGAAUGUCUCGGUGCAUUCUGAAUGUACUUAGCUUUUUUGCAUGAAAUAUCUUCAUGUGAACUCAGAAUGGAGUUUCUUGUUUUACCCCCUUAUAUCAUCUACUAUGUUCUUCUA
Syzygium oleosum is the source of this 1884-nucleotide messenger RNA. Its product is annotated as NAC domain-containing protein 7-like. NCBI's taxonomy places the organism in Eukaryota, Viridiplantae, Streptophyta, Magnoliopsida, Myrtales, Myrtaceae. Bases 439 to 1506 code for a protein of 355 amino acids. The record is from RefSeq and is a predicted model, not a curated record. The transcript has 5 exons. Gene Ontology annotation, molecular function: DNA binding. Gene Ontology annotation, biological process: regulation of DNA-templated transcription.